Helianthus annuus (common sunflower) is the source of this 2314-nucleotide messenger RNA. RefSeq names its product mitochondrial Rho GTPase 2. NCBI's taxonomy places the organism in Eukaryota, Viridiplantae, Streptophyta, Magnoliopsida, Asterales, Asteraceae. Gene Ontology annotation, biological process: small GTPase-mediated signal transduction; mitochondrion organization. The transcript is spliced from 15 exons. Gene Ontology annotation, cellular component: mitochondrial outer membrane. The record is from RefSeq and is a predicted model, not a curated record. Bases 160 to 2109 code for a protein of 649 amino acids. Gene Ontology annotation, molecular function: calcium ion binding; GTPase activity; GTP binding.
UUCCACACUGUCUCUAUCAACAGAUUUCAUUCGCUAUUCGCUGUACAAACAAUUACGCACAUUGACGCCAAUCGCCAUCACACGAUCAAAAACCAGAUCAAUUCCACAAAACUCACCGAUCAUUUCACAAUUCUACACAGUUGUUGUUGUUGUUGUUAAAUGUCCGGCGGUUCAGUAGCGGCGACACCGGUUCCAGGUCACCGGACUACCGUUCGCGUUGCGGUGGUCGGUGAUCGCGGCACCGGUAAAUCGAGCCUGAUUGCGGCAGCAGCGUCCGAGAGUUUUCCUGAUAGCGUUUCUCCGGUUCUUCCUCCGACUCGUCUUCCGGCGGAUUAUUACCCGGAUGGCGUUCCGGUUACGAUCAUUGACACUGCGUCUAGCUUGGAAGGUAAAGCUAAGCUAGAGGAAGAGUUGAAGCGAGCUGAUGCGGUAGUGUUAACUUAUGCUUGUGAUAAGCCUGAAACGCUCAAUCGCCUUCAGACUUUCUGGAUUCCUGAAAUUCGUCGCCUAAAGGUAAAGGCACCAGUGAUUGUGGUUGGUUGCAAGCUAGAUUUGCGUGACGAGCACUUCCCAGUGAGUCUAGAGCGGGUGAUGGCUCCCAUAAUGCAGCAGUUUAGGGAGAUUGAAACUUGUAUAGAGUGUUCUGCAGCUAAUCUUGUCCAGGUACCUGAGGUGUUUUACUAUGCUCAAAAAGCAGUGCUUCAUCCAACGGCCCCCUUGUUCGAUCAAGAAUCUCAAACUUUAAAACCCCGAUGCAUAAGAGCAUUAAAAAGGAUAUUUAUUCUCUGUGACCAUGAUAUGGACAGUGCGCUAAAUGACAAGGAGUUGAAUGAAUUUCAGAUUAAGUGUUUCAAUGCUCCUUUACAACCUGCUGAAAUAGUGGGUGUUAAGAGAGUUGUGCAAGAGAGGGUUCCUGAAGGGGUCAACGAUCUUGGGCUUACACUAACUGGAUUCCUUUUUCUUCAUGCCCUAUUUAUUGAAAAAGGCCGCCUUGAGACCACAUGGGCUGUCUUGCGUAAAUUUGGUUACAAUGAUGACAUCGAACUCCGUAAAGAGAAUCUUCCUGUUCUGUCUAAAAAGGCUCCGGAUCAGAGUGUUGAGUUGACUAGUGAAGCUGUGGACUUCCUUAUAAGGAUUUUCAGUUUGUUUGAUUCUAACAAUGAUGGAGCGUUACAAGAUUCUGAGCUUGAUGAGCUGUUUUCGACUGCACCCGAAAGUCCUUGGGAUGAAGCUCCUUACAAGAACAGUGUGGAGAGAACUGAAUUUGGGGAUUUAAGACUUUCUGGUUUUCUCGCUCAGUGGGACCUAAUGACGUUACUUGACCCCUUAAAAAGUUUAGCCUAUCUGAUAUACCUGGGAUAUACCAAUGAUCCCACAACAGCGCUCCGUGUUACUAGGAAAAGAACCUUAGAUGCUAAAAAACAACAAUCAGACAGACACGUUUUCCAAUGCUUUGUUUUCGGGCCCAAAAAUGCUGGCAAGUCUUCCCUGUUAAGUUCGUUUGUGGGGAGGCCUUUUCAAAACACACAUGGUUUAACUGGCAAUCAGUCUUAUACAGUCAAUGCUGUUGAUCAGCUUCGGGGAACUAAGAAGACUCUUAUAUUGCAUGAAAUUCAAGAAGACGAUGUCAAACAGUUUUUAUCCAGUAAGGAUUCAUUGGCUGCCUGUGAUGUAGCGAUUUUUGUUUAUGAUAGUUCGGAUGAAUAUUCCUUAAAAAGAGCAUCGGCACUUCUUAUGGACGUAGCAAGGCGAGGUGAAGAUACCGGUUACGGCGUACCGUGUCUCUUCAUUGCGUUAAAGGACGACUUGGAUUCUUACCCAAUGGCAGUCAGAGAUUCAGAAGCAAUCUGCCGGGAAAUGAAAAUAGAUGCACCCAUCCGUAUCAGUAUAAAGAAACGAGAGAUGAACAAUAUCUUUUGGAGAAUUGUAAAUGCAGCUGAACGUUGUCAUUUGAGUGUCCCGGAAACUGAAUAUGGAAGAAACAUGAAGCAGUAUCGUCACCUUGUUAAUCGCUCCCUCGUGUUUGCUUCUGUCGGAGCUGCUGCAGCUGUAAUUGCAUUGGCAGCAUACCGAGCCUAUGCUUCAAGGAAGAGCCAUUCUACCAGUUAGGUCAAACGUAUUAGCAUCUUCCCUGAACUCGCGUAUUAUACGAUCCCAAAUAAAUGGUUGGUUGCUUGAUAUUAUUCCCGCCUUUUUUUAAACUACAUUUGUACAAAAGGAAAAAAGAAAAUUAGUCUCUAACCUCCAAGUAUAUUUAUCUUUGCAAUUUUCAUUACCGAUUUUUGUUAUUUAAAACAUCGUAGUUAUGUCUUCU